Messenger RNA from Camellia sinensis, 2363 nucleotides. The record is from RefSeq and is a predicted model, not a curated record. NCBI's taxonomy places the organism in Eukaryota, Viridiplantae, Streptophyta, Magnoliopsida, Ericales, Theaceae.
AUGCAGAAAGGUCUCAAUAGCAAUAGCAAACCAAGUGGGACACAGAUCCUAGUAGCAUCUUCCAUUGGAGUGAUAAUGGCAGCAGCCAUGCAUUACUGUCUCAAGAACAUAAGAUAUCGAAAGAUCGCUCCCCGUAUCAAACUCUCUGAUGAUGGCCACGUCGAGAAGGUUGAGAGGUUCUCCCAUUAUGAUGGUUAUGGUAACAAUAGUAGGAUGGUGGAGGUAAUUGGUGAUGAUGGUAGUAGGGGUAAGGGUAGGAUGGUAGUUGUGGCGGUGGUAGGGAUGUGGUUGGCUGUGGUGGUGGUAGGCGAUGAUGCUAGGCAAAUGGGUUUUGCAGAUAGAAGGCAAUGUCCACACCUUUGCAAGUUAGCUUCUGAUUACAUCAGAAAAGCUGAAGGGUGUGAGGACAACAUAUAUACAUUCUUUGCUGACGAACCAGAUGCAGAUUCCUUGUUCAUAAAGCUAGUUGAGGAGCUUGAGAGGUGCACUCUUAGCUAUUUUGCAUUCCACUGGAGCCAAGCAGAUCAAAUGAUUAGUCAGGUAAGUACUAAUUAAACUCUUUAGCUUCAUGUGAAAUACAACUAUAAUAGACAAAUUCAAAUUCAGGUGCUGGGUGCUGAUGCUGAGCAAAAAAAGAAGCUCAAGCACAUUGUCAUGGAAGCAACAAGGGAACAUAGAUUUAAAAGGGUGAUGAAGAACCUCAAGGUGGCAAGAGUUUUCAAUACAUUGGUGGAGGAGUUGAAAGCUAUCGGAGCUCCAUCAGUUGAUGAUUUACAAUGUACAGACGUGAUGGCUCCGGUGGAUCACAAAGACAGAAGUCCAGUUCUACUCUUCAUGGGUGGUGGGAUGGGAGCUGGGAAAAGUACGGUGCUUAAGGACAUUCUCAAAGAACCAUUCUGGGCAGGUGCAGCGUGGAAUUCGGUGAUAAUAGAAGCAGAUGCCUUCAAAGAGUCAGAUGUCAUUUACAAAGCCCUCAGCUCUAGGGGCCACCACGACAUGCUUCAAACGGCUGAAUUGGUACACCAAUCAUCCACCGACGCAGCAUCAUCCCUCUUGGUAACAGCACUCAAUGAAGGGAGGGAUGUGAUCAUGGAUGGCACUCUCUCUUGGGUCCCCUUUGUUGUGCAGACAAUAACCAUGGCUAGGAAUGUUCACCGUCGCCGGUACCGCAUGGGAGCUGGUUACAAGGUGGGUGAAGAUGGAGUUGUAACUGAAAAUUACUGGGAACAGACGGACGAAGAAAGUGACCAAGAUGGAACUAAGAAAAGAAGACCAUACAGGAUAGAGCUGGUUGGAGUCGUUUGUGACGCUUAUUUAGCUGUUAUUAGAGGCAUAAGGAGAGCUAUCAUGAUCAGAAGAGCUGUGAGGGUGAAAUCACAGUUAAAAUCACAUAAAAGAUUUGCCAACGCAUUUACAAAAUACUGCCAACUAGUAGACAAUGCUAGGCUAUACUCCACCAAUGCUUUGGAAGGCCCGCCUAAGUUGAUAGGGUGGAAAGAUAGAGACAAGACUUUACUGGUUGAUCCAGACGAAAUAAACUGUUUAAAGACGGUAGGCAGGUUGAAUGAUGAAGCAAACUCCAUAUACGAACUCUACAAAAGCCCAAACCCAGCUUAUGAAGCUGGAUCAAUUUGGAAAGACAUUGUUUUGUCACCUUCAAGGUUGAACAUUCAACAAGAGCUCAAGUAUUCCAUCCAGAAAGUUGAAAGAUUGAAAGGAUAAAUGUAUACUGCAAGGUUGCAAUUGCAAACUGCUUAUGUUGCAUGUCCAAAAAGAUGGAAGCUGACGAGGUUUUAGAUUUUCACCUAGUAUCAUCACCAGAGUUAUUUUACCUGCUCUGUAUUAACAAAUUACAGCUUAAAAGUAAAAUUCAUUUCAACUUCAAAAUUCAGUUUAAAAAAAUAGCAAUUGAGUAUUAAACAGCAAUUCUCUGAUGUUGAGGGUGUUUAGGAGUGAGCAAUCUUACAUGCAUAUAUUUAAUGUAUAUCAUACAAAAAUAUGAUAUCCGAAUUGGACAAGAGAGAAGAAGAAAACAACCAACAGCCAAUCUUAAGCCAACUUACGGAGUUUCCAUUGGUUUUAUCCUUUCAAUGGACAAGGAGAACUUUUGUCUAUUGUUGGAGACUUGGAGGAUGCUCCUAAUAUAAAAUACACAUCAAAAUUCUCGAUAUGGGAAUUGCUUGAAUGAAACAAGCAUAUGACCACUAAUGUCUGAAUAUUUUAAGAACAUCCUCCAAGUCAUAAGCUGUCAUUGAAACUUCAUCGGGUUGCAAUUCACUCUUGAGCAGCAAACCAACAAGCAGUUAUACACCAUUAUUGAUACUAGUUAAAUUCUUAUUUUCUCAGAUGCUACAGGAAGUCGC